This is a messenger RNA of Sceloporus undulatus (fence lizard), 1631 nucleotides long. RefSeq names its product fission, mitochondrial 1 (gene FIS1). Gene Ontology annotation, biological process: peroxisome fission; mitochondrial fragmentation involved in apoptotic process; autophagy of mitochondrion. The transcript has 5 exons. Bases 113 to 571 code for a protein of 152 amino acids. The record is from RefSeq and is a predicted model, not a curated record. Lineage: Eukaryota; Metazoa; Chordata; Lepidosauria; Squamata; Phrynosomatidae. Gene Ontology annotation, molecular function: protein binding. Gene Ontology annotation, cellular component: mitochondrial outer membrane; peroxisomal membrane.
AAAGCGGGCAUCGGUGUGUGGAGGAAUCAUGAGGGGGAGGUUACCAUAGAGUUUCCGUUGUAGGACUUCCGUUUCCGGACAGCUGGCCCUUCUACUUCCGGGAUUGGGCGAGAUGGAGUCGGUGCUGAGCGAAGUUGUGGCGCUGGAGGACCUGCAGAGAUUUGAAAAGAAGUAUAAUGCUGAGUUGAAAGCAGGCAGUGUCUCCAAAGGAACCAAGUUUGAGUAUGCCUGGUGCCUGGUCCGUAGUAAAUACAAUGAAGACAUCAAGAAAGGUGUUGUACUCCUGGAAGAUCUGUUGCCCAAAGGGACCAAAGAAGAGCAGCGUGACUAUGUCUUCUAUUUGGCAGUGGCCAAUUACCGGCUGAAGGAAUAUGAGAAAGCGUUGAAGUACAUCCGGGGUCUGCUGAAGACAGAGCCGGGUAACACACAGGCCUUGGAGUUGGAGAAGCUUAUCAACAAGGCCAUGCAGAAAGAUGGCUUGGUUGGCAUGGCGAUUGUCGGUGGUGUGGCCCUGGGUGCAGCCGGCCUGGCUGGCCUAAUUGGCUUGGCCAUCUCGAAAGCGAAACCGUAACAAGCGUUGGAGAAGCUUGAAGGGUGAUUAAAAAUGCUCACUCAAAACAUGCUAACCUGACUGAUUCCUGGACUCCUGUUCUCCUCAUGACUGAUUGGCUGCCACACUCAAGUGGUCAAGAUGGCAGAUCAGCUCUAUAGCCCAGUAGAAGACUGACCAGUAGCAAUAUGGGUGUUUGUAUGUGUGUGGUGUUGGUGGUGGAGUUGGGGUUGCCUUUAGGUCUUAGAACCUGAGUCUCCUACCCAGUAACCCAAAUGUUUGGCCCGCAACCUAUCCUUUGCCACUUGGACAUGGGCACAAAAAGGCACAUGGUUUCUCCUUUUCCUCCAUUACCUUCACUUGCCCUUUUUUGUUUUUCUCACUUGAAACUAAGGCUGCCAAACUGUUGGGAAGUGGAUGCAUUUGGAGAAGACUAAAAUAAGACAGGUCUUUUCAAAGAAGCCCUGGUCUGUAGAGUGGGGCUUGAAGGGCCUUGAGAAAGCCAAGUCCCUGUCCUCCAUUUCCUCAUUUGUGAUCUUUCCUUUUCUGACAAAUACUCUCUCUCACAUGCACAGAUGUACCUCCUCUUUCAUGCCCUCUGCCUCAGCUAACCUCCACAUGCCGGGGGGAAAGCAUGUAUUACACUAAUGUUUGUAUACCCUCACAACCCUCUUGGAACUUAACAUUGUCCCUUGGUCCCUUAGAGUCUUCCUCCUUGUAACUUGCUAUGCAUACUUUACUUCAGCCGUUCCACCCACUUUUAAAAAAAUUUGGUGGAGCUGGAAGACCGAGAGGGAUGCCGACACAAGGAUGAGUUGCAUCUGCCUUGUCUUAACAAUGGAUGUGUAAGGAGGACAGAGGGAGGACCAGAAGCUGAAGAUGCCUUAUAUUGUAUUUCAUCUGCUCCUGAGUUGAUGUCACAGUGUUGUGACAGACGUUCACAGUAUUGGAAGCAUCACUUUCCUCCUCCUCGGCUAAUUUAAUUUCUCUGCUCCUCUAACAGGUGCUUUAAUAUCUUUCUUCUAGCCUCUUGCUGGUAUGAGGCAGGAAUGUGAAUAAAUAUUAUAGAUGUACCUGGGAA